This is a messenger RNA of Neolamprologus brichardi, 2584 nucleotides long. It is a transcript of the gene tslig2, whose product is annotated as tRNA splicing ligase complex subunit 2. The record is from RefSeq and is a predicted model, not a curated record. Gene Ontology annotation, biological process: embryonic morphogenesis. Lineage: Eukaryota; Metazoa; Chordata; Actinopteri; Cichliformes; Cichlidae. Gene Ontology annotation, cellular component: tRNA-splicing ligase complex.
AGAAGAAAAGCAAACAUGGCGACUUCCACGGGGCAAAAUGGAAAGGCUGCUGGUACUUCCGAUGCGGAUCUCUUGCUUCACCCUGAGUUGUUGUCUCAGGACUUUAUGAGGCUAGUUUUAAAUGAGAAAAACGUGAGUACCAGAGACUGUGGGAGCAGGGACCAGCUCACAGAGCUCUACCUGCGGCAUAUCAUCCCUCUGCCGCAGAGGACUUUACCCAACACCCGCUGGGGACGGAGGAUGGAGAAGAGCCGAGGGAAGCAAACGCCGGUAGCUCACCGGUCAGACAACUCCAGCAGUGACCACAGUAGAAAGAGGCCUCUGAUUGUGUACGAUGGGAGCUCCUCUCACUCUGGCCCACUGAAAGUGAAGAAACCAGAGGGAAGUAUAGUGUCAAUAGGAAGCAACGACAGGUUAAAACCUCCACCAGCAGCAAAUCUUUCCAACCCCAUCCGCAAACUCUCAGGCAACACAUCUUCCUCUCCAUCCAGUCAGCGCAGCAGUGACACAAAAAACCUCAAACGAGAAGCAAAUACGUCGGGGGCACUGAAGUCUCCGGAAGUGAAGAACAAGAUCCAGCGUGUGACUUGGCCCUGAUCUUUGGCCUCUUUUUCAUACAGACCUGAUGGGACCUCAAGGUCCGGCAGACAGACCACACCUUUCCCUGUCCGUAACCUGUGGUUGCCCACUACCUUAGGUGUCCCAUCACAAUUUUCCCAACUCAUUUAUCCACAGAAAGAGGUGGAAACCCUUCUAGCUGUGGGUCAAAGCUGCUUAACUGUUGCCAUUCAGUUAUAAGAGCUUACAAACUGGGAUGAAGUCACGAGCUUCCUUGAUGUUUUCCAAAACCUCAAGUGCCCUUACCAGCAUUAAUCAGCAACUUGCAUUAAGUCCCAUCCAAAAUGAGUGAGGUGAAUUAUUGCUCUUUUUAUUCUGUUGCUGGUUUAGGUUAAAAGGCCCCGGGGUGAUGAAUGAUGGCUGCGAUGGCUGUGUUCUCAACUGGAUGCUAAAGGAUCUUAUAACGUGAUAACAAUGGAAGUAAGCAAGAGGCAAUGCAGACAUGUUAUAAGACAGAUCUGUUUCUUUGGUGUAUUGCAAAUGAAUAUAGACAGAUCAUGGUGAGCAUCACAUUUUAGAAGUUGUGUGAUCAAUGACUUUUUAUCAUUUCUGUUAUGAAUUCAACUGAGAUUUGCAUUUGUUGAGCACUACAUAAGUUUUCCAGGAUUUUGAAAUGUCACUCUGGUGUGAGAUUUUACAUAUGCUGCACAUAACGAUGGGAUAAAUAAAAACAAUAUUGAACUUUAUUAUUAGUAGACCAGUAAUUACUUGUUUAUAAAAAGAGCAUCACAGAGAGGCCGAGUCUUUCAAAAGGACCACUUUUGUAAAUACUGUUCCAAACAUUUUAGGAUGUUGUGCAAAAAUGUAAAUAAAAACAGAAUGCAAUGAUUUGAAAAUCUCAUAAACCCAUAUUUUAUUCACAACAACAUAACAACAUAUUGAAAACAUAUCACAUGUUUGACCAGGCAGCGUGCCAUUUUAAGAAGAAAAUGAAGUCAUCAUGAAUUGGAUGGCCUUAACACAUUUCAAAAAGUUGGGGCAGGGCCACAUUUACCACUGUGUAGCAUCACCUCUUCUUUUAACAACAGUCCGUAAACACCUGGAAACUGAGGAGACCAGCUGCUGGACGUUUUGGGAGCGGACUUGUCCUGUUCGUGUCUGAUAGAAGAUUCUAGCUGUUCAACAGUCUUGGAUCAUCUUUGUUGUGUUUUUCGUUUUAUGAUGUGCCACAUUUUCUGUUCUUGUUUUCAUAACAUCAAAAAUGCAGACUUUUGAGCACAUGGAUGAAGCUGGAUGGUCCCUCUCCUCUUUAAUCCAGAUGAUAUAGCAUCCAUGUUUUCCGCCCCCAGAAAUUCAAAUUUCAGCUCGUCUGACUGGAGAACAGUUUGCACUUUUCUUGGCAGUUAUAAAUGAGCCUUGGCACAGAGGUGACAGCUGUGUCUCUGGAUCAUUUUGACAUAUGGCUUUUAUUUUAUUUUUUUAAAGGUUAAGCAUUAACCUGCACUUGUGGAGGCCACAAUGAACUGUGUUCACAGACAGUUAUUUCUGAAAGUCUUCCUGAGCUUGUGCAGUGAUCUGUGACAGAAUCCUGCCUGUUUUCAGUGCAGUGCUGCUCGAGGGCGCGAAGAUCACAGGCAUCUAAUACUGAGUUUUCACCUUAUUUGUGUGCACAGAGAUUUUCUGAAUAUUCUGCUGAUAUUAUGUACAGAGAUAACGAGAAACUCUUCUCAAUUUUACAUUUAAGACCAUUACUCUAAAAUAGAUUGAUGCAAAAUUUGUGAACACAAUUCUUUGCAGAGUGGUGAACCUGUGCACAGCUUUACUUCUGAGAAGUUCUGCCUCUCUAUGAUGCUCCUUUUUUUAAUACCAGCUCAUGUCACGAUCUGUUACCAAUUAACCCAAUUAGCUGCAAACUAGUUCCAGUUGUAUUUUUUAGUAUGAGCUAUUUUUCCAGCCAUUUGUUGCCCUAUCACAUGUCGCUGCCAUUAAAUUUGAAUUAAGCAAAUAUUUUUUAUGAAAUAAUAGA